This is a messenger RNA of Beta vulgaris subsp. vulgaris (sugar beet), 1822 nucleotides long. RefSeq names its product elongation factor 1-alpha. Lineage: Eukaryota; Viridiplantae; Streptophyta; Magnoliopsida; Caryophyllales; Amaranthaceae. Gene Ontology annotation, biological process: translational elongation; translation. Gene Ontology annotation, molecular function: translation elongation factor activity; GTP binding; GTPase activity. The coding region runs from base 174 to 1517 and encodes 447 amino acids. The record is from RefSeq and is a predicted model, not a curated record. The transcript is spliced from 3 exons.
UGAGAUGGGAUCUUAGAAGGAUAAUAAAGUAAAAAAAAAAGCAUCUAUAGCAUUUCUCUCUCUUAUAAAACCCUAAAUCUUACUCUCUUUGCUUCUUUCAUUCACUUUCUUCCUCCUCUCACUGCGGCUAGGGUUUUGGCGAAGCUUAUUCUAUCUGCUUCACAAAUUUAAUCAUGGGAAAGGAAAAGAUUCAUAUCAGUUUGGUCGUCAUUGGCCAUGUCGAUUCCGGAAAGUCGACCACUACUGGUCACUUGAUCUACAAGCUUGGUGGUAUUGACAAGCGUGUGAUCGAGAGAUUUGAAAAGGAAGCUGCUGAGAUGAACAAGAGGUCCUUCAAGUACGCCUGGGUGCUCGACAAACUUAAAGCAGAGCGUGAGCGUGGUAUUACUAUUGAUAUUGCUUUGUGGAAGUUUGAGACCAACAAGUACUACUGCACAGUCAUUGAUGCCCCCGGACAUCGUGACUUUAUCAAGAACAUGAUUACUGGUACCUCCCAGGCUGAUUGUGCUAUCCUCAUUAUUGACUCCACCACUGGUGGUUUUGAGGCUGGUAUCUCCAAGGAUGGUCAGACCCGUGAGCACGCACUUCUUGCCUUUACUCUUGGUGUCAAGCAAAUGAUUUGCUGCUGUAACAAGAUGGAUGCCACCACCCCCAAGUACUCAAAGGCUAGGUACGAGGAAAUCGUGAAGGAAGUCUCUUCAUACCUGAAGAAGGUUGGUUACAACCCAGACAAAAUCCCAUUCGUUCCCAUUUCUGGGUUUGAGGGUGAUAACAUGAUUGAGAGGUCCACCAACCUUGACUGGUACAAGGGACCAACUCUUCUUGAGGCCCUUGACUUGAUCAAUGAGCCAAAGAGGCCCUCAGACAAGCCCCUUCGUCUCCCACUCCAGGAUGUGUACAAGAUUGGAGGUAUUGGAACAGUGCCCGUUGGACGUGUUGAGACCGGUGUCUUGAAGCCUGGUAUGCUUGUUACUUUUGGUCCUACUGGAUUGACCACUGAAGUUAAGUCAGUGGAGAUGCACCACGAAUCUCUUCCAGAAGCUCUCCCUGGUGACAAUGUUGGCUUCAACGUCAAGAAUGUUGCCGUCAAGGAUCUCAAGCGUGGUUUCGUUGCUUCUGACUCCAAGAAUGACCCUGCCAAGGAGGCAGCCAAUUUCACUGCUCAGGUGAUCAUCAUGAACCACCCUGGACAGAUUGGAAAUGGUUACGCCCCAGUGCUCGAUUGCCACACCUCCCACAUUGCUGUCAAGUUUGCUGAGCUUGUGACCAAGAUUGACAGACGUUCAGGUAAGGAGAUUGAGAAGGAGCCCAAGUUCUUGAAGAAUGGUGAUGCUGGUAUGGUUAAGAUGAUUCCCACCAAGCCUAUGGUGGUGGAGACUUUCUCAGAGUACCCACCCCUUGGUCGUUUCGCUGUCAGAGACAUGAGGCAGACUGUCGCUGUUGGUGUCAUCAAGAACGUCGAGAAGAAGGAUCCAACCGGUGCCAAGGUUACCAAGGCUGCCCUCAAGAAGAAAUGAGUUGUUUCAAUCGUCUAAAUUGAAUGUUCUGUUAUUGUGGUUAGGUUUAUGUGAGUCAUGGUUUAGGCUUUUAGAACGAAGAUUUAUGAAUUAUGAGUACUGUUUUGUAUCUUUAAUCUUUCUGAGUUCUUAUUUUGUGAGCAGCUCGGGAUUUAUUUAAAAACUUCUGUCUGCUUUCAGUUUGAGUCUGGACAAUAUUUAUACUUCUGUUUUGUUUUAAACGCAACAGUUGCCAAAACUUCUCUGAGUUCUUAUUUUGUAAGCAGCUCGGGAUUUAUUCAAAAACUUCUGUCCCUUUGCUUUCA